UGGCAGUUGAAGAAGUAGGAAGAACGACUGAGGAAUAUCACAGGAUUACCAACUGUUCGCGACAAUGAAGAUUUCGUUUGUGUGUUUGCUUGUGGCAGCGGUAAUAAUGCUGUACGUCCACAGAACUGAAAGUUUGCCUCGCAUCCGCCUGCAUAGCAUCCGUUUGCCUGUCCCUGUUCGUGACCGGGAUGGAAAGAGCCUGAAGCGAGGAACUGGACAGCAGUCUUACUGGCGAAAACUCGAGAACGGUCCCUUCUUCAUCACAGAGUGUGCGGUGUAUGUUGCAAGUAAUAACCUGGACGUGCCAAUAUCUCUUAUCACCAGUCUUUGCCAGAGGGCCCAUGGGCUGUACAUAAAGGGUACAAAACGUAACGAACAAGCCUAUGUCGGCAGUAUAAGGAAGGCUGCGGAAUCUAGGCCUGCUUCAAGACCUGCUACAUUGAGAGACGAGAAAAGUGGACCAACUGGUUACUGGGAGAAGCUAGCAAACCGAGACUUCUUCAUCAGUCAGUGUGCCGAGGACGUGCGUAAGGCAGACAGCAAGGCGACAGACGAUGCGGUUCAGACCAUCUGCGGCAGAGCAGCCGAACUCUAUCGCACCUAUACUGGUAGAAACCAGGCCGCCUACUUGAGUUGUAUCCAAGAAGCAGUGAGCUCGCUUUCGUCAGGGAGAGGCAAUCGUGGGCCAGAUGUAGACGACACCGAGACUGAAAAUGAUGUCACGGAUAAAGAAAUGAAAGAAUUCCUUGAUGCACUCUUAAAUUGAAGAGUAACCACCACCAACUAUUUGGAGUUCUUGGUUGCGAUCGGUUAUUUUUUCGAUUUAGAUGGGCAAUAAAUCAGUCUAUAUUGUGUAUAAUUUGUUUGUUCUUGUUAGUUAUGAAACUCUUUUCUAGUUGGCUUAAACUCUUUUCUAAUUUUUUAAAACAUUUUUUGGUAAAAAUGGCGGAUAACUAUAGUAUACUUUUCCUAUAUAAUCAUGGACACUGCAAAUAGUAUAAUAACACAAACACUUUAUUAAACUGUAAAUGCUGACGCUAUCGUCGCUCAUGUUAGUUGAAAAAAAAAACAGGAAUAAAGACGAUACUACAGUAUGACAUACGGUACAUAAACAUGUCAAUCAUCUUACAAUCGUAACAGUUACUACUGGGAUAUCCUAUCCCCAUCAGACCAAUUAGGGCACUCUUAUCUGAAGGUAUUCUCUCACAGGCAUUUUCAACAAAGGCGUCUUGCCUCUUCAUCGCUGGUACUAGAUCACCCUUGUCUAGGGGAAUCCUGA
This is a messenger RNA of Lingula anatina, 1279 nucleotides long. RefSeq lists its product as uncharacterized. NCBI's taxonomy places the organism in Eukaryota, Metazoa, Brachiopoda, Lingulata, Lingulida, Lingulidae. The record is from RefSeq and is a predicted model, not a curated record.